CCGCACGGACACAUUUGUCGUGCAGACGGUUUCGUCGAUAGUGGGGAGUGGAAAUAUGGGUGUCCAAGCUUCCGCGAGAUCACACAGUGAAAGUGUAGGGAUCUCGCUAUAAAUCCUGAGGAAAAACCUACCCUCCGAUAAUAACGGUGUGUGCGUCCACUAACUCCCGGCAUUGUCAUGAGAUUGCUCUGCACCGCUAUUUUGUGGAGCAUCCUGGCGGCGAGCGUGGCGCAGUACCUUGCCGUCCCCUGGGACCACGCGCGCCCGGUGCGAGUAAGCGAUCAGGGACACGGGAUCUUCAGGGCGGCCCCUCGGCUGCCCCGAACGGCCGAACCCCAGGCUCGCGUCCGACAACUUCCCGGCCCCAGGUUUGACCCCGGCCGCCCUGAACGACAAGCCCACGGCCACGCCAAGGACGAGUACGUCGAGUUCGGCGCCCACACGGGGCACAACGGCGCCUUCGGAUGGUAUGCAGAUUUCCCGGCCUACAGACAGAGCUAAAACAUCUCGCUCAAGAUGAUGAGUGGGUUGCAGCAGUGCAAUACUAAGGAGCGCGAACCCAACCAAAGUAGCACAGUGCGACGAAAAUAUCGAAAUUAAAUUGCAAUUCGAUUUUAAUAAAUUGUAAUGUCUUGAAAGCCCUGCAUAGACGAUCGAAUUCCCGAAUCAAUUCCGAUCAAAAUAGCAUCAAAGUGUCGGGAGUCAUCAGUCUCAAACUCAUUAAUUU
Molecule: messenger RNA, 727 nt
Organism: Bemisia tabaci
Lineage: Eukaryota; Metazoa; Arthropoda; Insecta; Hemiptera; Aleyrodidae
Source: RefSeq, a predicted model, not a curated record